This is a messenger RNA of Symbiodinium sp. CCMP2592, 714 nucleotides long. The record is from the annotation of a GenBank genome assembly. Lineage: Eukaryota; Dinophyceae; Suessiales; Symbiodiniaceae.
AUGGCUUCCUUGGCGCGCCGGUUGGUCCAACGAAACGGCCUGGAGACGCAGGUGACGGUCCUCGAAGGCCGCAUUGAGGAAGUUGAGCUUCCAGGGCAGGUGGACGUGAUCAUCUCGGAGUGGAUGGGCUUUUACCUCGUCCACGAAUCCAUGUUGGAGUCUGUUCUGCACGCGCGGGACCGGUGGCUGAAACCACAGGGCCUGCUUCUGCCCGGCUCGGCGCGAAUCCUGGCAGCGCCAGUGGAGGCGGAAGAGCUCCGUGCAGAGUUGGAGGGCUACAGUGACCUGCACGGCUUGGAUCUGAGCUUCGUUGGCGAAGAACGCCUGGCUUCUCAGAUGUCUGAGCCGCAAGUGGAGACGGUGGAGCCAAGGAGACUCCUUGGCGAGCCCGUGCUGGCCUUCGACCUCGGAGACCUUCACAAGCUCCCUGCUGGAUCUACCCGGGAAUUCAAGGCGAAGCUGAGCUUCACCACCUGGAGACCCGGAAAGGCAGCCGGGAUCGCCUUUUGGUUCGACGUGGGCUUCUCUGGUGAAGGCAGCUCUGUGACUUUGAAGACUGACCCUGGGUCGCCGUCAACACACUGGCAGCAGACGGUCGUCUACCUGGGUGUCUUUGCAGCCGUGGAUGCCGGGGAUAUUCUCGAAGCAGAGGUUACCAUGACGCAGAGUGAGUCCAACCCGCGGCAGUACGACAUCUCCAUUGAGACCCAGUGA